Angiostrongylus costaricensis is the source of this 1209-nucleotide messenger RNA. The record is from the annotation of a GenBank genome assembly. Lineage: Eukaryota; Metazoa; Nematoda; Chromadorea; Rhabditida; Metastrongylidae.
CUGGCUUUCGCACUCGGCAUUGGUCUUGGAGCUAACGAUGUGUCGAAUACGUUUGGCACAUCUGUCGGAAGUGGUGUCCUUACACCACCACAGGUUCGUAUUUUGCACGAGAGAUUUUUGAAAAUUGAAGCCUAUGCUUACACAUUGGCUAGUAUAUUUAUCACGUUGGGAUCGAUACUGAUAGACGAAUCCUUCACAAUAAAACACAUUGGUCUGGUCUUUUUUCCUAGCGAUCACACCUCUUUUUCUGCACGGCAGUUCCUUCUUAAAGGUUGGUCCGUUACGGAUAUGAUGAGGAAAGGAGUCGUGGAUGUUACGGAAUACCUUCGGCACCCUGACGAACUCAUGCUAGGACAGGUAGCCAUCCUUGGCGGGACAGCUGCCUGGCUGGGAAUAACCACAGCAGUCCAAAUGCCGGUGUCGACUACACAUGCUUUGAUGGGAUCAACGUUGGGUUUCUCUCUGGUACUGCGUGGAACGGAAGGAGUGAACUGGGAUGAAAUCCUCAAGAUAACGUCAACAGUGGUUGAAAUCGACGCUGUUCGUCAAUCCUCAUUUAAGACCGUUCAACUGAAUACACCGACCAAAGUCAGUGAAUUUAGUGGAAGCGAUAGCGUGCUCUCAGUUAUUGGAUGUAAUGAGGUUAGUAGCUACUCAGGACUUCGUUCAAUCAUCAAAUGGUUGUUACCGGAUGUGACAAGAAUAGAUGACGAGAAGACAGUACAGUUGUUCAGUUCAAUUCAGGUCUUCACGGCAUGUUUUGCUGGGUUUGCUACUGGUGCGAACGAUGUCAGUUUCAAGACCUAUGAAGUUUCGUUAAGCAAUGUGAUUGCUCCGGUAGCCACUUUGGUUGCGAUCUAUAAAGACAAGAGUGCUAAGCAAGACGCCGAGGUUCCUAUCUAUGUGCUGCUCUAUGGUGUUGUGGCGAUCUGUAUCGGUUUGUGGACACUCGGUUACCGAAUCAUAAGCACUGUCGGCAGCAGGGUUUCCCAUAUCAAUCCGGCAAGUGGUUUCACCAUUGAAUUCGGUGCUGCGAUGACGACUUUGAUUGCGAGCAAAUUCGGACUGCCAAUUAGUACUACACAGUGCCUGGUCGGGUCCGUGGUGUUUGUUGGAAGUGUGAGAUCAGGUGAAGGUGUCAACUGGACGGUGUUUCGGAACAUCGUUAUUACCUGGCUUUCAACAUUACCCGCAUCAAGUCAGUACUGA